This is a messenger RNA of Kogia breviceps (pygmy sperm whale), 853 nucleotides long. NCBI's taxonomy places the organism in Eukaryota, Metazoa, Chordata, Mammalia, Artiodactyla, Physeteridae. The record is from RefSeq and is a predicted model, not a curated record.
AGUCUCGUCUCCAUGGCGACGCGGCGUCUACGGCCCUUCGCUCCCAACACCAAGCCUACCAGGAGCUGGGCUAGCUUUCUGUGUCAACCCUUCAAAGCUGGUCGGCGUGAGAGGGCCACAGGCGGGUAAGAGGCGCCGCAUCGACCACAGUCGCCCUCUCCCCAUCCCAGCGAGCAGCCUGACCCAGUCCUCACCCCGGACUCCCCCAAGACCGGCGCCUGAGCCCGCAAACUUCUCUGCCUACUCCAGGUUCAGACUCUGGCGCCCCAACGCAGCCGAGGCGGCGCGCGAGCAGGAAUCAUCUAGACAAGACAGAAGCUAUAAAGAAAAAGUGAUGAUUGAACCAAAUGAAGCAAUGUCAGAGUGAAAUGAACGAAAAUGUAGUCAUUACAGAGCAGGAGAAAAAUAAUGAAUGUUCCCUUGAGGAUACUGAUGAUAAGUUGUCUGAAUCAACAGAUGAUGAUGAGGAGGAGGAUACCAAUGAUGAAGAUAAUGAGGAAGACAGUAACCCUAAUAAGGAUACUCAUGCCCCAUUAGAGUUAAUGACAGAAUUCCUGAGAGCAGAAAUGGGCCAAGACUACUAUUUGGCAAAAAAAUUAUGUCGGAAGAUCCUAAUCUAUGAACCAGAAAAUCCUGAGGCCAAGGAGUUUUUCUCACUUAUUGAAGAAAUGCUGCUGAUGGAGAAAGAUCAAAAUCUGGAGGAAGAUGAUGAAGAGAGUGAAGAAGACAGUAGCGGUGAGAGUGCAGGGGAGAGCAGUGAGGAUCCAAGUGAAGAAAGCUCAGAUGAAUGUGAAGAUGCGUGAUGACAGUUGCUGCUGUAGAUUAAUCUUCAUGUAUGUUCAUUACUGUAUAC